AUGAUUGAAAACACUCUUCUUCUCUCUGUCAUCAUUGAUUUGCAGUUCUGGUUGAAACUUGAAACAAUGAAUCCGGAGUUCAAAGUUAUAGAGACUUGGACAGUUUGGGUUGCUAUUCUGAGCAUCUUGGUCUUUGUUGUGAAGGAGUUUGUUAUGGGGGGGAAGAGCUCAAAAGAAAGUGGUAGGAGAUAUGAUUUUGGUGCUUCUUCAUCUUCAUGGGAUAAUAAUAACUAUGGUGGAUACCACCCACAAGCACCGUACCCUUCUUAUCAAACUCCUCAGCACCAGCAUGCAUCAGCAUCAACUCCUUUUCAUGAUUAUGCUCAGCCAAAAAGGAAGUUGGAUAAAAAGUAUUCAAGGAUAACUGAUAAUUACCGUUCCUUGGAUGAGGUUACUGCUGCACUUGCAAAUGCUGGGCUGGAAUCUUCUAAUCUCAUUGUUGGCAUUGAUUUCACAAAGAGCAAUGAGUGGACAGGGAAGAGGUCAUUCAAUCGAAAAAGCUUGCAUGACAUUGGAAGUGGUCAAAACCCGUAUGAGCAAGCAAUUUCUAUCAUUGGGAAAACUUUAUCUGCUUUUGAUGAGGAUAACUUGAUUCCUUGUUUUGGAUUUGGAGAUGCGUCUACACAUGAUCAAGAUGUAUUUAGUUUCUAUUCGGAAGAUAGGUUCUGCAAUGGAUUUGAGGAAGUUCUAUCACGAUACAGACAAAUUAUUCCUGACCUCAAACUUGCAGGACCCACUUCAUUUGCCCCUAUUAUUGAAAUGGCUAUGACUAUUGUUGAGAAAAGUGGUGGCCAAUAUCAUGUCUUGCUAAUAAUUGCAGAUGGACAGGUGACUCGCAGCGUUGAUACACAACGUGGAAACUUAAGUCCACAAGAGAAGAACACGAUAGAUGCAAUAGUUAAAGCAAGUGAGUAUCCGCUGUCAAUAGUUUUGGUGGGAGUUGGAGAUGGACCAUGGGAUAUGAUGAGGGAAUUUGAUGAUAACAUCCCUUCUCGGGCAUUUGACAAUUUUCAGUUUGUGAAUUUUACUGGAAUAAUGACGAGGAAUGUAGAUUCAACCAGAAAAGAGACAGAUUUUGCCCUUUCAGCUCUGAUGGAGAUACCUUCUCAGUAUAAGGCAACCAUAGAGCUUGGCAUAUUGGGUGCACGGAGGGGACAUUCACCAGAUAGGGUUGCUCUACCCCCACCUCUUUAUGGUAGGACUUCUUCCAGCAUGAGCACAAAAUCGACAAGGUCAAACAGUUUUCAGCAGAGGGCCCCUACAUAUACUAGCUAUGAUAGCAGUGUUCACACAGAGGCAUCUGCAAGUUCUUUAUAUGAUAAUAAGGUUUGCCCGAUUUGUCUUACCAAUGCGAAGGAUAUGGCCUUUGGUUGUGGGCAUCAGACUUGUUGUGAGUGUGGAGAAGACCUGCAAUUCUGUCCCAUUUGCCGGAGCACAAUCCACACCAGAAUAAGGCUUUACUAG
Messenger RNA from Sphenostylis stenocarpa, 1464 nucleotides. Lineage: Eukaryota; Viridiplantae; Streptophyta; Magnoliopsida; Fabales; Fabaceae. The record is from the annotation of a GenBank genome assembly.